AUGUCAGAUAUUCAAUUGGCACAGCAGGAUCCAGUUUCACUGAAGAUUAAGUAUUUAAAAUUGAAAAGAAUUAAUGAACUUAAUAAUAAACUUAAAAAUGAAUUGGCUCGAGAACGAAUUACAGCAUCAAAUGCAUCGCUAAGCAUCAUAAAUUAUACAAGUCAACAGAAGGAUUAUGUUAUUUCCGAUGUUUGGGGUUAUCCUGAGCCAGGAACAAAUCAUUUCAGGAAUACUUUAACAAAAAGAGUAAAUAGAAAUCAACAAAAUAAAUCUGCUGACAAUAAUGCUUGUUGCACAAUUAUGUGA
Molecule: messenger RNA, 306 nt
Organism: Vanderwaltozyma polyspora DSM 70294
Lineage: Eukaryota; Fungi; Ascomycota; Saccharomycetes; Saccharomycetales; Saccharomycetaceae
Gene: STE18
Product: Ste18p
Exons: 1
Coding region: 1-306 (101 amino acids)
Biological process (GO): G protein-coupled receptor signaling pathway
Cellular component (GO): heterotrimeric G-protein complex
Molecular function (GO): G-protein beta-subunit binding
Source: RefSeq, a predicted model, not a curated record